This is a messenger RNA of Cucurbitaria berberidis CBS 394.84, 2656 nucleotides long. RefSeq lists its product as uncharacterized. Bases 147 to 2579 code for a protein of 810 amino acids. The record is from RefSeq and is a predicted model, not a curated record. Lineage: Eukaryota; Fungi; Ascomycota; Dothideomycetes; Pleosporales; Cucurbitariaceae. The transcript is spliced from 7 exons. Gene Ontology annotation, biological process: DNA replication initiation; mitotic DNA replication checkpoint signaling; mitotic G2 DNA damage checkpoint signaling.
UGGUUCCUUCGUUCCCUCAGCCUGCCCACGUGAUGACGUUCCCCGCAACGCGCCGCGAAAAGGCAGGGGCGCGCUUGGCUCGACGCGAUUUCGCUGGCCAAGCACACGACCUUGGGUAAUAACAUCUGUAGCUGGCAGCACCGGCCAUGGACGCGACAGAGGGAAGAUAUGCGACAGGCCAGCUUCCCCUCGCUGGGGCCAUCCUCUGCACCACUUCCAUCGACCCCGAGGAGCGUGCGCAACUCGCUGCCAUCGGCGUGCAAAUGGGCGCGGCUUGCAAGCUCGACCUGACCUCGGACGUAACCCACCUCCUGGUUGGCAGCACCGACAGCGCCAAAUACCGCUACGUCGCAAAGUCGCGAGAGGAUGUCAAGGUGCUUUCGCCAGCAUGGCUUGCAGCGCUCAGAGAAGUCUGGAUGGAGGGACACGACAACGUGGACGUGGCUAGGCUGGAGAGAGAGUAUCGAAUGCCUACCUUCUUUGGGCUCAAGAUCUGCCUCACUGGCUUUGACGACCUGGAGCAACGCCGAUACAUCCAGGAGACGGUCGACAAGAACGGGGCUGAAUAUCAUGGCGAUCUGACCAAGUCGGUUACCCACCUCAUCGCAGCCACGCCGUCCGGGAAGAAGUACGAGCACGCUCUUAAUUGGACCCUGAAGAUUGUCUCGUUGGAGUGGUUUGAACAGAGCAUCGAGAGGGGUAUGAUGCUGGAUGAGGCCCUGUACCACCCCACCAUGCCAAUUGAGGAACGAGGAAAUGGCGCCUGGGAUCGCAGACAGUAUCCCUCACCUACCCUCGGCAAACGCACGCGCGACGCCGCACCGAGCCAGCCGCUCAAUCCCUUUCGCAGAAAGCUUCGACGCUCGGCGAGCACAAAAAUGGGAACGCAGAGCGAAGCUCUAUGGGCUGGUAUUACUGCAGCAAGCUUAGAAAGACAGCAAGAUGAUGGCGAGGAUUGGACCGAGGACGUUUCUGCUAAGCAAGACUCGACGCGAGCGAGUACGCCGACAACGCAUGUACAGGGUCCGAGUGUUCACCAAGACGUUGCCCCUAUCGAUGCAGACCCUCUGGAUGCCCGUAGUCCGACCCUGCCCCAGCCUCCGGAUAACGAGAAUUCACAGGAUGGACUGUUCGAAGGGCGCCUCGUAUGCCCGCAUGGCUUCGACAACGAAAAGACAGAUAUCUUGCGCCAGCAUUUGGACAGCCAAGGAGCGCGCGUUGUCUGUGCAAGCGAUCUCAAUAGCUCUUCCUCUGACGACCUAAGACGUGGCUAUGUUGUCGUUCCACAUGACGCUGAGGUUGACCUUACAACCCUACCGGAACGUGCCGGAUCGCUCAUGAACUUAGUCACCAAUUGGUGGGUCGAGCGUUGUCUGCAUGGCAAACGCUUAAUCGACCCCGCAGAUGAUGUUCUCAGUAAACCAUUUGACCGGCUUAGCAUUAGCGGCUUCUCUGCUCUUACCGUAAACUCGACCGGAUUCGUCGGCAUCGAGCUCCUACAUGUGACAAAAUUAGUCACGCUUAUGGGAGGUACCUAUGACGAACAUCUAUCCGGGAAAACCUCGGUCAUGAUUUGCAAUUCCCCGAGCCCAAAUGCGCAAAAACUCAAGUUUACUAUGGACAAGCGCAUACCCGCUGUUCAUGCGACAUGGCUCUGGGACUGUUUGCGCAGUGGCAGGUUGCAGUCCUUUGGCGAUUACCAUAUUAGCACAUUGGCACCAGUGCAAGCACAGCGGCCGAAGCAGAAGCUUGCUUCUUCGACUGUCGUGCCGACUGCGAAGCUGUCUGAAACAGAUAGCUUCAAGCUUAGGCAAAGCAAGGCUCAAGCUGCAAAGAUGGUGACAAGGCCACAGCGGACUCGUGCUCUUGAUCUUGCCCCUUCGGCGGAAGCUACACCCGCAUCUACAACUGACUCAUUGACUCAUCCCAAUACUACUCAUCCGGGCCUCGAUCACGGUGGGCCUCCUCUAGGUGGUUUCGAUGUCCAAGCAUCACUUCCUCUGCAAGAUACUUCUACCAACUCAGCACGACGGACUUCAACAUCAUCAACUGGCUCACGCCCUGUCUCUCGACACCGAAGCUCGUCCGCCGAGUCGCUAAUCAGAGUAGCACCGGCACCUUCGAGAGGAAACCAUGACACCGAGGCGCAAGCUCCGUUGCACCGGGAAGUGCCCAAGGAGCCAGGAGGUGAGGAAAAAGACUAUUCAGAUAUUCUCGCCCAACUCCGCGCAAACCGCAAAGCUGCGCCCACACCAGUCGACCAAGCCGACGACAAGCGGCGCAGACGACGACAACUCGGCCGCGCAACAUCUACACGCUCGAACCAGUCUACGGGAGAAGGCUCGGGCAAGAAUGGUCUUGAUGUGGACGAGGGUGAAAACACGGUACUGAUCGAAGAGUAUCAGCCCAGCCAAGAGCUUGGUUGGGACUCCCCGGGUGUGGCGAUUGCGAGGGAGCAGAUGAUCAAAAGGCUGGGCGGGACGAUCAAAGAGACGAGUGUGCCGGUCAAGGGAAUUGGUGUUGUGAAGGAUGUCGUUGGUGAGACGGGAGGGAGAGCAGCGAGGAAACGACGUGGUUGAGCGUUGGUUCUGCAAGCAUGAUGGUAUGUAUGAUAGGGGACAACGUGUGGGGAUUGUUUUGGAUUCGUGGGGCAUGG